This is a messenger RNA of Malaclemys terrapin pileata, 5670 nucleotides long. Its product is annotated as zinc finger protein 345-like. The transcript is spliced from 4 exons. The record is from RefSeq and is a predicted model, not a curated record. Gene Ontology annotation, biological process: regulation of transcription by RNA polymerase II. Gene Ontology annotation, molecular function: DNA-binding transcription factor activity, RNA polymerase II-specific; RNA polymerase II cis-regulatory region sequence-specific DNA binding. Bases 3401 to 5416 code for a protein of 671 amino acids. NCBI's taxonomy places the organism in Eukaryota, Metazoa, Chordata, Testudines, Emydidae.
UGGUUUGUUCUUGACAAAUUCAUGUUGACUGUUACUUAUUACCUUAUUUUCUUCUAGGUGCUUACAAAUUGAGUGUGUGUUUGCUCCAUUAUCUUUCUGGGUCCUGAAGUUAAGCUGACCGGUCUAUAAUUCCCUGGGUUGCCCUUAUUCCCCUUUCUAUAGAUAGGUACCGUAUUUGCCCUUUUCCAGGCCUUGGGUGUCUCUCCCAUUCUCCAUGAGUUCUCUGAGAUAAUUGCUAACGGCUCAGAGAUCUCUUCAGCCAGUUCCUUAGGUAUUCUAGACGGAUUCCAUCAGACCCUGCUGACCCGAAGACAUCUAACUUAAUUCCCAACUUGUUCUUUCCCUAUUUUAGCACAGAUUCUGCCCCAUUUACACUGAUGUUCACCAUGUUAGACAUCCAGUCACCGCUAACCUGUUUGGUGAAACCUGAAACAAAAAGGGCAUUUAACCCUUUGGCCAUUGCUGCGUUUUUUUGUUAUUGUCUUUCCCUCUUCAUUGAGUAACGCGCCUACCCUGUCCUUGGGCUUCCUUUUGUUUCUAAUGUAUUUGUAAAAUGUUUUCUUAUUACCCUUUAUGGCCCUAGCUAAUUGAAUCUUGUUUAGUGCCUUGGCCUUUGUCACUUUAGUCCCUACAUACUCUCAUUCUUCGUAAAUUGACCUAGUAAGACACAUGUACCUUUAGUCAUAGUACUGAUUAUAUAAAAACUAACAAUAUGUUUCAUUCCAAGAACAAUUGUUAACCAGUUAACUCUGGGAAACUUUCCCGGGAGAGUGCAUCAGCCACUUUGUUAGAAGCUCCCGAAAUGUGUUGUAUUUCAAAAUCAAAAUCUUGGAGAGCCAAACUCCACCGAAGAAGUUUUUUGUUAUUCCCCUUGGCGGUAUGAAGCCACUGUAGCGCAGCAUGGUCUGUUUGUAGUUGGAAACGCCGUUCCCAAACAUAUGGGCGUAGCUUUUCCAGCGCGUACACAAUGGCGUAGCAUUCCUUUUCGCUGAUUGACCAGUGGCUUUCCCUCUCAGACAGUUUCUUGCUGAGAAACACGACAGGAUGGAAUUCUUGAUCUGGUCCUUCCUGCAUUAAAACUGCUCCCACGCCUUGCUCAGACGCAUCUGUGGUUACUAGGAACAGUUUGUCAAAGUCUGGGGCCCUUAGCACAGGGUCAGACAUGAGUGUUGCCUUAAGCUGGUUAAAGGCCUUUUGACACUCAUCAGUCCACUGAACUGCAUUUGGAUGUUUCUUUCUGGUUAGGUCUGUCAGCGGGGCGGCGAUUUGGCUGUAGUGGGGUACAAAUCGCCUAUAAUAUACAGCCAAGCCUAAGAAGGAUUGGACCUAUUUCUUAGACUUUGGAACCGGCCACUUUUGGAUAGCAUCCACUUUGGCCUGUAGGGGAUUUAUAGUUCCUUGACCCACUUUUUGUAUGACUCUUUGUUGCGUUUCAGGUCUUUGAAGAUCUGGUUAAGCCAGGGUGGUCACUUACCAUACUUCCUUCUCUCCUGAGCCUGGGGAUGGUUUGCUCUUAAUAAUAUCUCUUUAAAAAACUGUCAACUCCCCUGCACUUGUUUCCCUUAGACUUGCUUCUCAUGGGCUCUGACCUGCCAUUUCUCUGAGUUUGCUAAUGCCCGCCUUCUUGAAGUCCAUUGUUUUUUUUAUUCUGCUGUUUUCCCUGCUACUAUUCCUUAGAACCAUGAACUCCAUCUUUUCAUGAUCACAUUGACCCAAUCUGCCUUCCACCUUCAAAUUCUCAACCAGUUCCACCCUGUUUGUCUGAAUCCACUCUAGGACAGCCUCUCCUCUAGUCGCUCUCUCCACCUUCUGCAGUAAAAGUCGUCUCCAAUGCAGUCCAAGAACUUGUUGGAAAAUUUGUGACCUGCUGUACUUUCCCAACAGCUGUCUGUGUAGGUGAAGUCACCCAUCACCGCUAAGGUCUGGUCUACACAACAGCCUUCUAGUGGUAUAAUUUCAUCGCUCAGGGGUGUGAAAAAUCCACACCUCUGAGCCACGUAGUUACACCAACCUAACCCGCCGUCUACACAGCACUAUGGCAGAAGGAGAGCUUCUCCCGUCGACAUAGUUACCCCCUUUUGGGGAGGUGGAAUAACUACGCCGAAGGAAGAGCUCUUUCCUAUCAUCUUAGAGUGUCUUCAAGUGCUACACCGGUGCAGCGUUUUAAGUGGACGUUUGCCCUAAGGCUUGUGUUUGGGAUCAUUUUGUUAGUUGUUUAAAAAAACCCUCAUCCACCAAUUGAUGGUCCCUCGUAGACCCCUACCAUGACCUUACCUUUAUAUUUUACUCCCUUUAUCCUUUCCCAGAGCCUUUCAGCAGUCUGCCUCCCUUCUCGUUCAAUCUCCGAGUAAGUGUAUACAUCUUGGAUAUUCAAGGCAACCCCUCCUCCCUUUGUUCCCCUACCUGUCCUUCCUGAACAAGCUGGACCCAUCUAUACCACUAGUCCAGUCAUGUCAAUUGUCCCACCAAGUCACUGUGAUGUCAGUGAUGCCCUAAGUGUGAUUAUUCACAAAUAGUUUUAGUUCUUCCUGUUUAUUCUCCAUACUUCUAGCAUUAGUAUACAGCCAUCCAAGAACCCAGGAGUCUCGACUCCCAGCCCUCCUGAUCUAACCUACUAGAGCCAGAGCUGGGGAGCCCUUGAGCAACAGAAGAUGAGGGGCUGAAGCUCUGCUCCUAGUCUCCAGCUGGUUUCUGCUGUUCCAUGAACCCCCAGGGGCUGUGGAUGAAAAGUUCAGGAUUGACUCAGGUUUCAGGGGCCAGGCUUAUGCAAUGCCUCAGACCGCCACCAGGGGCUGCUGCAGCGAGUACACAGCCCCCCCUAGUGGCGCAUUUGGGGCCAGCCCUGACUGGGAGGGGAGAGCGCCCCCUACUGCGCCCCCCGCCCCCGUUCCUCGCCGCUCGGCACGGCGCCCCCUUAGCACGGAACUGGGGCCAGCCCGGACUGUGAGGCCCCCUCCUGCGCCCUCACCCCGCUCCUACCCAGAUCCAGUGACCCUGCAGCGCGUAGGGGCUGGGGGUGCAAGUAGCCCCGGGUUUCAGGACACGUGUUAAUGCCCCUGGCUCUCCUCUCAGCUGGGCUGGGGGCAAUCGCACCCCCUCCCCAUGGGGCGAUUCCUAGGCGAGAUCAGGAACUAUUGCAAGGAGGGGACGGAAUAAGGCAGGGACCUUCCUGUUCCCAGCAAUCCCCCCGGCUUGUGUUGUGUUGUGUGUGUGCGCCUGGCAGCUGGGAGGGGAGCGCACAAAGAGACCCGCCGCCGGCCACUGCUGCCGCGGGGCCGCGUCUCCGGCUGCAGCCCCGGCCCCGGGAGGGGAUCGCUCCGGCCGGGCGCUGAGCGGGGGCGAGGAACAGCAGCCGAGGCAGGAAAUCGCUGCCCGGAGGCAGCGGCCGCGCUCGCUCCACAUGACUGGGAUCAUGCCUGGCCCUGCACCAGGGUUCCCCGACCCGGCCGGGAUCUCCCGGCUGGAGCGAGGGGAAGAGCCCAGGGUCCCGGAUCUCCAGGGCUCCGAGGAAAGGGAGAUCCUGAGAGGUGCCCGCGCAGCAUGUGCCAGGACGGAGGAGAAUCUCCAGCGGGAAGGGCCUGCAGGAACGGAGUCUUACGGCAGCCCCAAGCAGGGGGAGGGCCGGCCCGACUGGGAGACAGUGUGCGAGAGCCCCCUGCAGGAGAUCCUGGUGCACCAGCGCACCCACAUGGGUGAGAAGCCCUACAAAUGCCCCGAGUGCGGGAAGAGCUUCCACCAGAGCUCCCACCUCAUCCGGCACCAGCGCAUCCACACCGGGGAGCGCCCCUACAAAUGCGGCGAGUGCGGCAAGGCCUUCAGCCAGAGCUCGCUGCUGACCCGCCACCAGCGCACCCACACCGGGGAGAGACCCUACAAAUGCCCCGACUGCGGGAAGAGCUUCAGCCGCGGCUCCAACCUCAGCCAGCACCAGCGCAUCCACACCGGGGAGCGCCCCUACAAAUGCACCGAGUGCGGGAAGAGCUUCACGCUCAGCUCCCACCUGAUCCGCCACCAGCGCACGCACACGGGCGAGCGGCCCUACAAAUGCGCCGAGUGCGGCAAGGCCUUCGCCGAGAGCUCCCACCUGCGCCAGCACCGCCGCACCCACCGCUGCGAGCCGCCCUACAAGUGCCCUGAUUGCGGGCGCGCCUUCGCCCUGAGCCUGGACUUCGUGCAGCACGUGCGGGAGCACACGGAGCGCCGCCCCUACCGCUGCGGGGCCUGCGGUCGCUGCUUCCCCCUCAGCUCGGCCCUCUCGCAGCACCGCAAGAGCCACCACCGCCCCCCGGCCGCCCCUAAGGCCCACCCGUGCGGGGUGUGCGGGAAGGUGUUCGGGAAGAGUUCGCACCUGGUGACCCACCGGCGGGUGCACACGGGCGAGAAGCCCUUCGCCUGUGCGGAGUGCGGGCGUGGCUUCAGUCAGAGCGCCGACCUGGCGAAGCACCGGCGCACCCACACCGGCGAGCGGCCCUACUGCUGCCCCGAGUGCGGCAAGAGCUUCAGCGUCUCCUCCACCCUGGUCAAGCACCAGCGCAGCCACAAGGGAGAGCGGCCCUACCCCUGCCCCGAGUGCGGCAAGCGCUUCAGCCAGAGCUCAAACCUCAUGCAGCACCAGCGCAGCCACCGUGGGCACCGGCCCUACCACUGCACUGAGUGCGGCAAGGCCUUCGCCCAGAGCUCGGCCCUCCUGCAGCACCACCGCACGCACACCGGUGAGAAGCCCUUCACCUGCCUGCAGUGUGGCAAAAGUUUUGCCCGCAGCACCCUCCUGAUCCGGCACCAGCGGAUCCACACGGGCGAAAAGCCCUACAAGUGCGGGGAGUGCGGGAAGAGCUUCUACCAGAGCUCCAACCUGGCACAGCACUGGCGCACCCACACCGAGGAGAAACCCUACAGCUGCCCUGACUGCGGGCGCGGUUUCCGCCACAACGCCCACCUGGCGCAGCACCGGCGAACCCACACCGGCGAGCGCCCCUUCCCCUGCGCCCAGUGCGGCAAGGCCUUCAGCCAGCGCUCCAACCUGCUGCAGCACCGGCGCACCCACACCGGCGAGCGCCCCUUUGUCUGCACCCACUGCGGGAAGGGCUUCGGCGACAGCUCCAACCUGCUGCAGCACCUGCGCACCCACACGCCGGAGAGACCCUAUCAGUGCCCCGAGUGCGGGCGCAGCUUCCGCCACGGCAAGCACCUGACCCAGCACCGCUCCCUGCACACGGGCCAGAAAUCCCACUGCUGCCCGGACUGCGGGAAGGGCUUCAACUGGAGCUCCCACCUCGCCCAGCACCGGCGCAUCCACACCGGGGAGCGGCCCUACCAGUGCCCCCAGUGCGGGAAGGCGUUCACCCAGAGAUCCAACCUGCUGCAGCACCAGGCGCUCCAUCGCCCUGCCCAGGACCUGGCUGAGAACUGCAGAUGAGCCAUGUGGCUUAGGGGGCUGGGGUCAGAGGUCAUGCCAGAGAGGAGGGAGACCCGCCUCUCAGCAUGGGAUGCCUGGGGUUAAAGGUCUGACAAUGUCCGACACCCAGGACUCCCCCACAGCAUGGACACGCCAACUAGACCCCACUCGGACGUGCUGCUAGGGAAUGGGGGGUGAAUUAAACAGGCUCCCAGAGGGGAGUUAUUUGCUGGAGAGGAGAGCUGGGGAUUUUAUUAAUAAAGGGUGUAAAGUAA